AUGGAUAAUUAUAACGAAUACGAUGAAAUGGCCUACAAAAAAGCAAAAGAGGAUUGGGUCACGGGUCAUGAAGGUGGUUCCAUGUGGGAGAUCAAUUCGGUUUCAGGAGUUGUUUUGACAUCUUAUAUACUGUGGGCAGCAGCAGCCAAACACACGAACAUUUUCAAGUAUUCCACAAGUUCCAUCAUCAAUCUCUUUCUUGAAUACGUAUUGAUCGUAUUACCGAGCCUUCUCGCUUGCACUCUGCUGGCUGACUAUGCGUUCUACUUGAAUGUUUUAUUGUUAAUUUUAACCGGAUUCAUUAUCAAGAAUUCUUCGAUACCCGAAGAUCAGAAGCCCCAAAAGAAAAAAAAAAAGUGGGACAAGGACUCGGAUGAUGAGGAUGAAAAAUUGGAACAACUACUUGUCAAGGGUGAUACAUCAGAUCCCGAAAGUUCCGGAAUUAAUUCGGACAAUCUUGGGAAGAAGCCAUUUUUAAGUGUAUAUAGGUCAAGCAUGAUUCUUUUAACUUGUAUCGCCAUCCUGGCAGUGGAUUUUCCGGUAUUUCCUAGAAGGUUUGCAAAAGUCGAAAGCUUUGGAGCUUCGUUGAUGGAUCUCGGUGUUGGAUCAUUCGUGUUCUCUUCGGGAAUCAUAUCCGCAAAGCCAUUCUUAAAAAGACCAGAGAAUCGGUUUAAACCUUUCAAAGGACAACUCGUUAGGGCGUUCAGACGGUCUCUUCCCCUUUUGGCGCUCGGAUUCAUACGUAUGAUGAUGGUCAAGGGCGUUGAUUACCAAGAACACGUGUCAGAAUACGGAAAACAUUGGAAUUUCUUUUUCACGCUCGGAUUAUUACCUAUUUUGGUCACCAUAUGUAGAACGGUACAAAAAUAUACUCGAUUUUCUUUCGUCGGGUUGGCCGUCGCUUUCUUCUAUCAAAUCGCUCUCUCAUGGUUUGGAUUACAAGACUAUAUACAGUAUGCGCCCCGCACAAAUUUAGUUAGCGCGAAUAAAGAAGGAAUAUUUAGCCUCUGGGGUUAUCUAUCGAUAUUCUUAUUAGCCCUUGAUGUAGGUCACUAUGUAUUACCGUUAGACCCGUAUUACGCAUUUCGUCCCAACCGCAAACAUGUAAAAAGACCCAAGCAAGAUAAAUUACUUAUGCUUCUAUUCUCAUGGGCGAUACUGAGUUGGAUUGGAUUCAUCUUUAGCCUCGCACUGCAAAUCGAAGUUUCUCGACAAAUGGCAAAUUUGAGCUAUAUAUUAUGGGUGGUGACUUUUAACACGACUGUUCUAUCAAUGUACCAAACGAUUGAAAUGGUAUUUUUCUUUAACUAUUGGAAGACCGAUGAGAAAGCAAUGCCAAAAAUUUUUGAAGCCAUUAAUUCUAAUGGAUUACUGAUGUUCCUUCUGGCGAAUAUCUUAACAGGCAUAGUGAACCUUUCGAUACGCACACUAUAUGUUAAUAAUUUGGUUGCCGAGGGUAUACUAGCAGUUUACAUGUUAAUCAUUUCAGCGGCAGCAAUGUUGUUUUUGGAUAAUGGCAUAAAAAUAGGGUUAUAA
Molecule: messenger RNA, 1536 nt
Organism: Acaulospora morrowiae
Lineage: Eukaryota; Fungi; Glomeromycota; Glomeromycetes; Diversisporales; Acaulosporaceae
Source: the annotation of a GenBank genome assembly